AUGCUUCAAAAUUCUUUCGACGGCCAACAACGCAAGCAGAUAACUAGAAAUUGUCCUUCUAUCACGCAGAUAACUAAAACUUGUCCUUCUUUCGACGGCCAACAACGCACGCAGAUAACUAGAACUUGUCUUUCUUUCGACGGCCAUCAACACACGCAGAUAAGGAGAACUUAUCCUUCUUUUCCCGGCCAACAACGCACGCAGAUAACUAAAACUUGUCCUUCUUUCGACGGCCAACAGCGCACGCAGAUAACUAGAACUUGUCCUUCUUUCGACGGCCAACAGUGCACGCAGAUAACUAGAACUUGUCCUUCUUUCGACGGCCAACAACGCACGCAGAUAACUAAAACUUGUCCUUCUUUCGACGGCCAACAACGCACGCAGAUAACUAGAACUUGUCCUUCUUUCGACGGCCAACAACGCACGCAGAUAACUAAAACUUGUCCUUCUUUCGACGGCCAACAACACACGCAGAUAACUUCAAUUUGUCCUUCUUUCGACGGCCAACAGCGCACGCAGAUAAAGAGAACUUGUCCUUCUUUCUACGGCCACCAACGCACGCAGAUAACGAGAACUUGUACUUCUUUCGACGGCCAACAGCAAACGCAGAUAAGGAGAACUUGUCCCUAG
Hyalella azteca is the source of this 630-nucleotide messenger RNA. RefSeq lists its product as uncharacterized. Bases 1 to 630 code for a protein of 209 amino acids. The record is from RefSeq and is a predicted model, not a curated record. Lineage: Eukaryota; Metazoa; Arthropoda; Malacostraca; Amphipoda; Hyalellidae. The transcript has a single exon.